AGAGCAUAUGCAUCCCGCGCACAAUUUUUGGCGCUAGUGUUUCCCGCAUUUUCCCUCCUAAACUGACUUGACCCCUCUUUAAUUCGGAUCUUCUCUCCAUCUAUAACCUUAUUAUGCUGCCCAUACUCGUCAUCUUGAAAACUCAUCAAUCAAUUCAAAAACGCAGUGCAAAUCAUUCUUGUCAAGACAGCAAUAGUUCAUCAGAUUUCAUCUAUGGCUUCAGUGAAAGGAACAGCAGAAGAAGAAGUGAAGCAAUCUGCACAUGGUAAGGAGGGGGAGGAGAGGCCAAAAGAUGCGGAAUCUGGGGAAGAAGAAGACGAUCGCCCUGCUGAAGAAGGAUCAGACGAUAGUCAAGCUGCAAAGUCUGAAGAAGAAGAAGACGAUGAUGAUGUAAAGGGGGGAAAGGGAGGAGGAGGUGUGAGCAAGAAGAGAGGCGCCCACAAGAAAACGGAAGCAUCGUCAUCCCCAGCAACACCCAGUACGAGUACGAGGCCUACCAGGGAUAGGAAGACAGUGGAUCGCUUCUACGUGUCUUCUCCCCCAAUUUCUGCUGCCCCGAAAUCUCUUUCCAUUGAGAAGGGUCGAGGAAUGCAGCUCAAGGACAUCCCAAAUGUGGCUUAUAAGUUAUCCAAGAGGAAACCUGAUGAGAACCUACAGAUACUCCACAGCAUUCUUUAUGGAAAGAAAGCAAAGGCACGCAACUUGAAGAAAAAUAUAGGUGAAUUUUCUGGCUACACUUGGCCUGAUGAUGAGCAUGAAAAGCAGAAGGGAAAGGUCCGAGAUAGGCUUGACAAGUGUGUGAAAGAAAAGUUGCUAGACUUUUGUGAUAUCCUCAAUGUUGCCUCCAUUAAAUCUUCAUCAAAGAAGGAAGAGCUUACUGUGAGGUUGUUAGAAUUUUUGGAAUCUCCUCAUAGCACAACAGAUCAGUUGCUCGCUGAGAAGGAAAAGAAAAGAAAAAGUCGAAGGAGCAGGGUAAAAAAAACUAAACGAUCUACCAAUGAAACUGCAGAAAAAGCUGCAAAGAAAAAGAAAAGCCCAGUUGGAAAGAAGCGGAAGCAAUCAUCAGAAAUCAGCGAAGAUGCUGAAAGUAGCUCCCCUGGCGAUGAGUCUGAGGAGGAGGAGGAAGAUGCAAAGAAAGAAAGCGAUAAUGAAGGGACAGUUUCCGAUGACACGGAACAAGAAGAGGACAAAGAAGAAUCCUCCAUGAAAGAUCAUGACGAAAAGAUCACUCCAGAGAAAGGCUCCGGGGAUACGGAUAUCCUUGUCAAACCUUCCAAAACCUCGGAUAAACCCACCAAAGUUGCUGCUCCAUUAAUUGAUCCUGAGGCACAUGUUUCUAAGAAAAGGAAGGCUGAAAAAGAUAGUGAAGGGGAUGACAAAAAUGCAUCUGCAGCUGAAAAGGCUUCUUCUUCUGAAAAGAAGCUGCCAGAGAAACCAAAAAAAGGGAAGGUUAAAAAAUCAGAGCCCAACAAAGAAGAGAUAUAUGCUGCUGUGGUGAACAUUCUGAAGGGUGCAGAUUUUGAAAAGGCAACCGUAAAUGAUAUCAUCCGGCAACUAGGGUCCCACUUCGAAGUGGAUUUCAAGCCCAGAAAAGCAGAGGUGAAGGCUAUAAUUACCGAAGCAAUAACUAACAUGAGUGGGGAUGAAGAGGAGGAUGAAGAUCAGGGAGGUGAGGAUUAAGUUAUAAAAAUGCAUCACCCAUGGAAUCAUUAUUCAUACAGCUCACUCUGUUGGUGCUGUGAUCUUCAAAGGGAUGCAUGAACAAUGGGCAACUGGGGCAGUUCCUGAUCCGAAGCUAAUAUAGCUUGUAUAGGUUGCUUUGUAUGGGUUGUUGCUGAAUUUUAUCAUGUUUUCUUUACUUAUGACAACUAUUCGAAGUACGUUUAUGAAGAAGUCUUUUAGACACUAAACUACCUCUGGCAGCAGAAUUUGGCUGCCAACCUUUCCAAACUGAACUGAACUAGAUAAUAUAUUUGUGAUUUUCUUGUAGAU
Cuscuta europaea is the source of this 1992-nucleotide messenger RNA. Lineage: Eukaryota; Viridiplantae; Streptophyta; Magnoliopsida; Solanales; Convolvulaceae. The record is from the annotation of a GenBank genome assembly.